Drosophila obscura is the source of this 905-nucleotide messenger RNA. It is a transcript of the gene Fer3, whose product is annotated as protein Fer3. Lineage: Eukaryota; Metazoa; Arthropoda; Insecta; Diptera; Drosophilidae. Gene Ontology annotation, biological process: developmental process; regulation of transcription by RNA polymerase II. Gene Ontology annotation, molecular function: protein dimerization activity; DNA-binding transcription factor activity, RNA polymerase II-specific; RNA polymerase II transcription regulatory region sequence-specific DNA binding. The transcript has 2 exons. The record is from RefSeq and is a predicted model, not a curated record. Bases 224 to 823 code for a protein of 199 amino acids.
UCCAAUUGCUGCAAACUGUUGCCAAUCCAAAAUGGCUUCCCCUAGCAGAUGCUGACACUUAGAGGGGUGGAAAAUCCAAUAAGCAGUGCAGAGGCCCGGCCGAGAUGAUUUCCGAGCCAGAAAGGACAAUCAGAAUUUAUUGCAACAAAGUCUUCCAAGCAGAACAGACCCAAGGUCUUCCAAUUGCAACAAUAAAAAUCGGCAGGAAUCAAAUCUCACAGCCAUGCAGCAUCCCCACCCCAGCGAUCAGCCCACUUACAUGCCGGAGGUGCCGUUCCAGCCAUUGUGGGGCCAGGAGGCGCCUCCACCGCCGCCCAUAGUACCAUACCAAGAGCUCAUCGCUGGGUUCCCAUGCACCGAUUUGUCACUCUGGCAGCGCUCUCAGGUAGCCCCACUGGUGCCCCAACGUUCCAGCACACAUGGGCGUUCCAACGGUUCCUCCAGCUCCUCCAAGAAGACUCGUCGCCGGGUGGCCUCCAUGGCCCAGCGACGAGCCGCCAACAUUCGGGAGCGCCGUCGCAUGUUCAACCUGAACGAGGCCUUUGACAAGCUCCGUCGUAAGGUGCCCACCUUCGCCUAUGAAAAGCGUCUCUCUCGCAUAGAGACGCUACGCCUGGCCAUCACAUAUAUAGGAUUCAUGGCCGAGCUGCUCAGUGGCACUCCCUCGAACUCCCACUCCCACUCGAAGUCCCGCUCAGAUGUCUAUCCCGGAAUGAACGGCCACCACCCGGCCGCACCACCCCCUAUACAUCCCCAUCAUCUGCACCCAGCGGCGGCGUAUCACCGAGACUUUGCGUCACCCUACAGCCACAGCCUCACAUAAUACUCGUAUGUGUGGAUCGCGGAAUAAAGGACUAAAAGAAGAGAAAGUGCACAUUCCUUUUUGUUAGUGACAAGAAAGAAUA